Bursaphelenchus okinawaensis is the source of this 4547-nucleotide messenger RNA. Lineage: Eukaryota; Metazoa; Nematoda; Chromadorea; Rhabditida; Aphelenchoididae. The record is from the annotation of a GenBank genome assembly.
AUGGACGAAAGCCUGCCGCCGGAAGCGUUGGAACGGCAAGAAAUCUUCGUUCACGACGACUAUGGUCAGGACGGUGAUUUCGAGAAGAUUAAAGAGUUGGUAGGUAUUGUUGGUUUAGAUUGUACUACAAGUUUUUACGGUUGUUAUAUUUACUUUAACAUCUUAAACUUAAAAAUUUAGUUUUCAUUAAAAUUUCAAAAGUAAGAAUCAAAGUAGCAUUCUUAUUGUGAUGCCCAGACCUGUGAAGGGGAUAGGCCAAAGUUUAAGCUCCGGUCCUUAGGGUUAUGUAAGCGGGGCACGGCCCUAGAUUUGAUAAUUUUAUUUUUUAAAAAAACAUUUAAAAAUUAUUUCGAAGUAAAUAACUUUAAAGUCGAAUUUGUUUUAGACUUUUUACAAAUCAAGACUUUCGUUGCGGGACCUAAGCUUAGGCCUUUGAACCUUACUGGAAUAGUUGUGUUCGGGAGCCUUAUUUAAGACCCGGUCUCCAGGCCCUAACGAUCUUCCAAGCUCUAUUUUUUUAAUUUUUUUGCCUGUUGGGCCCCUUUUAGGAUUGUGAUGCUUAGACUUCUGAAUUUUUCGAAUUUAAAAUUUUUUAAAACUUACUACAAAUACUUUAAGUUUGUUCAAAUAAUUCUGUGCAUCCUAAUUUCAGAAAUUUGUCUUGAAAAGAAGCACAAAGUUAUUUGAAUAACCUAAUGUUUUAAAAGCUCAAAAGUAAGCUUUUUCCAACGAAAGGCUCGGAUUAAGGAAGCUUUUUGCAUAAACAGUUACUGUUUACUGUUAAAAUAAACGAAAACAAGACAUUCUUCAUCUUUAGGUUGUAUCAACCCAAUUCUCCCUGUGGACGUACAAAGUUGUUGACAUCCGAUUCUACACAAACCACGUCAGUGUUGGGUUGCCGAAUGUAAGUAAUCCUGGUAAUCCGUUUUGAGUAUUAAUAUUAUUAAUAUAAAUAGUUGUGAUGAAUGUGUUGCAAAGUUAUCAUAUUUUUUAGCUUAGAUUAAAAAAAUUUUCAGAACAACAGGUUUGUAAUUCGACUGGUCAAAGAGCCAUGUGUUAUACAAGAUCUCAGGGUGAACAAAGAACGUUAUCGUCAAUUGUAUUGCAUGAAACAGAAGGAACCACAGAAAUGGGUAAGUUUCAACAAUAAAAUAUAAUGUUAUUUUAUACUAUUAUAUAUAUGUAAUAUAGUAACUAUGCUAUAGAUUAUGAAUAAUAUACUAAGAUAAAAAAAGGCUAUAACCUAUAAAUGAUACUUAAUAAAAGUAGUAAAAGCCGUGUUUCAGUCAGAAUUCUUGGCAGAAGAAGAAAAGAAGCGUUGUUUAACCAUCAGUGAAGUCAAUGAAGAAGCCGUCCAGUUAUGUCAACGUAUAGUACAGGAGUCAAAAGAUAGUAUAAAUACUAUCGCUUUCAAACACGUCUACUACACCGACCCAGCGCACAGCGAUCUGUUUCAGAGGAUCUUGAGCGCAGCUGAAUUAAGUGAGUUACCAGUAGCACGCCAAGAAAAAAAGGGAAAUAGAGAUUUUCGCGGUCGGGCGCAACUCGGACUGAAUUUUUCGAGAACAAGGGAAAGUCCAAGUUAUACGAAGAGUAAAAAAUAUUGUUAAUAAUGGACAAAAAGAUUAAAUGAACAUUAAAACUUUAUAAAUUAUAUAAAAAUAGUAUGAGAUCAAUAAUUUAUUACCUAAAAUUAAACUUUUUGAACCAUACCGACAAAAGAUUUCUGUGGAGAACAUAGAGCAAGCAGCCUCGUCAAUUCUGUAUUCUUCUUCUUCAGCUUCUUGAUUUCAGCUUGAAGUUCUUGAAUUGUGAUGUCCUUCUCUUUCAGCAGGUCACAGGGCAUCUUGAUUGACUGAGGGAUUAGAGGGAGAGCCGAGGUUGAAGCCACGGGUUCGUCGAGCUGGUUAUCCUAAAACAAUAUCUUACUAAACGACUGAAAAACAAUGUUUCAAAACAAACUAGUAUGAAUUUGUGCUUAAAAGAUGCGCAAUUCUAUUCUCCAUAUAAUCCAAAACCAUUUUCCUAAAUACAGUCCAAACACAAGCAAUAACUUACCAUUUUUCCGACUGACCUAUCAUCCUCAACAUUCAGCUGCUCUUCAUGUUCAAUUGAUCCUGCUACUGCUUUAGAUUGUACCAAACUCCUCCUUUUACAGUCAGAAAGCUUUUCCAUCUUCAAUCGCUGCUUUCUCUUGGCUUCCCUGGCCUUCGCAAGGUUGUUCAGUCGAAAGUCCUAAAAUAACAUCAUAAAGCUUGUAAGAAAAAAAAUCCUUCUUGUACAAAUUUUUGCAAAUUUGGACGCAAAAGAUGCGCAACUUCAUUCUCCAUACAACCUAUGACAUGUUUUACCUAAAUACAGUCCAAAAAUAAGAAAUACCUUACCAUUUGUCCGACCUUUCGUGUUCUUUCCGACUUUCCUUCUUCUUUUUGACCGUCCGGAAACUCGGCCUCUGUAACGUCUUCUUUCCCCAUUCAAAUAUCUAAAAUAAAACAUAAAAUAAUUAAACUAAUUAAACAAAAAACUCGCGCAAUUUCCCCGAAAACACCACAAAAAUCACAAUCUAAAACAAUAUCGCGAAUUAUUUUUCGCAAUUUUUAUAAUUAUUUUGACACUUCGUUAAUCAAAUGUUGAGACCCGACCUCAUGCCCAUUUUUUGAUAAAGAAUUUCUUGGCGUCCAGUAGUAGAAGUAAAAAAAAUAUUUAUAGGUGUGUUCAAAGUUGUGUUCAUAGAUAAUGUACUGUUUUUCUAUAACAGUAGCGGAAAAAAUAAUGAAAACUAAAGAGAUUCUUAUAUCAUUAGGUUGUUCAAAUAAUUCUGAGCUCAUUUUCAAAUCAAAUAUGCAGGGUUAUGAGGCAUAGAAUUAUUUGAACAACCUUGAAAAACAUUUUAAAGCAAGAUUUGUAGCGUGAUUUUAAAUUUUUUGGCAUUUAAAAAAUAUAAACUUGUGGAGUUUGAAAAAUAGUACUAAUGCUACCAAUGGUACUAAAUAAUAUUUUUUUACGUUUGUAUAACAAAAUUUAUCAAAAAAUUAUCAUAUUUUGACUAUUUUAUACCUAUUUUAGUACCAUGAGUACCAAUAUUACCAUUUUUAAAAGUUAUGAUCAUAAUAGCUUCUAUUAUGUGAUAAAAUGUUUUACUUUCUUACAAAAUAUUGUGCUAUUUCAGAGCCCACAACCCUAGAACUAGCCCUCCACGCAGAGGAAGAUCAAUGGCUAGCCAACUUUGUUGAGCCAGAUAUUGUCCAUACGAUGCCAAUGGAGAUGCUUAGAAGUAUAUCUUCGAAUUUGAAACAAAUCAGUGGCAUUUCAAAGUAUGCAAUGUCAAUAUUCUGGGAGCCGAUCGCGGUUGAAGAAUGUCAUGUUCAUUUCAGUGCAUUUUGGUCUCAACACUUUCCUAAUAAGAUUAAGGUAUGGUUAUAAUAUUCUUACUAGUUGUAAAACAUAAUUGAAAUAUUAGGUUGUUCAAAUAAUUCUGCGCUCCUUCUCAAAGCAACUUUUUGUGGUAAGGGGGCGCAGAAUUAAUUAAACAAUUUAAUAGUUUCCAAAAGUCUUAAACCUUUUCUUUUAUGACAUUUCACAUAUAUAUAAACAAAUAUAUGUACAUUAUUUUGCAGAUGAAAGCAAAAAAGUUGAUAGUAUCAGACGCUGAAGAGUAUUACAUAAACGAAACCCUAAUAGAAGUUAUGGCAAUCGAACAGCUUGUCUUUGAAUUCAGCGACAGAGAGUUUGAACCAGCUUUGAGCUUGACGUGAGUUUAUAUUUAUACAGUACUCUCUAUAUAAGUUACACGAAGGGACUGGCAGUUUGUGUUUACUAUAGGGGCCCUUUAAAAAUAAAAAAAAUUUUAUUUAUGGUUUUAAAACUAAAUUUUAAAAUUUUCCAUUACAGACCACUAGACACUGUUCUUCACCGCCUCACACUGAUUGAACCAAACGCUUCGAUUGCAAAAAUAGGUGAAUACGAGUCCUACGGUACCUACAUAACACAACAGCUGCCAAACAUAAAAGUAGUUAAUAUCGACUUGACAAUAAACGCAAAACCAGUCGAUUUACAAAAAUAUGGAAGAAAUUCGUUGGAGAAAUUCAAAAAAUGCCUUGAGGCAAUGCCGAGCAAUACACAAUCAACGGCCAAUGUGGAUAUUACACUUACUGAAGAGGUAAGUCUAUUUUUAGUAAUAACAUAAAAAAGCUACUAUGUCUACAUCAUGGAAUGCUUUAAGCCUAAAGUAAGAGGUAAAGCCAAAGAAAAGCUUAAAAAGAAGUACAAGCUAAGUUAUCUUCCCACUAUCCUAGCCAAAUAAUGCUGGCUUGUUGACAAGCUAAUAUUGGCUUCAGCUUUACCUCUUAUGCUAAUUUAUGCAAAUCAAAAAUAUUUUUUUCAUUUGUUUUUGUGAUGAUAUUUACGUUACAUUACUUUAGACAAACCUUGAUGAUGUUGCAAAACUUUUGGAGUGCAUGCUAUCAGAAGACAAAAUAUCUUGCUCUACUACUAUUCCCGUGGGUGACAAUAAAAAUAUUAUUGUAAAAGUGCAAACUAAAAAGUGA